GGAUUCCAAGGUAUUUUUUGAAAAAGGCAAAAACAGAAUUGGUGGAACUUAUAAAAAAGCUCGGUUUUUUCAGUAUACCAGUGAUAGCUUUAUUACGCGCCUUUUCAGGUCUCAUACUGAGAAGCAUCUUGGACUUCUGGGACCUAUCAUCAGAGCAGAAGUUGGUGACACUAUUCACGUAGUCUUCUUCAACAAUGCAAGUCACCCGUUCAGCAUUCAGCCACAUGGCUUGAGCUAUAGCAAGAGCAAUGAGGGGGCUUUCUACAACACUCUAUUUGGAGGUAUUCCAAGUCCAGCCUCACAUGUGAAUCCUGGAGAGAAAUUCAUCUAUGAGUGGGAAGUGCCAGAAACUGUGGGCCCUACUCCAGAAGAUCCAGAUUGUCUAACUCUGCUAUAUUAUUCAGCUUCAGAUCCAAUCAGAGACACCAAUUCUGGCCUGGUGGGCCCACUCUUGGUGUGCAGGAAAGGUGCAAUGCCUUUUCCAUGGAAACCGCAAAAUGUAGACAAGGAAUUCUUCCUUCUUGCAACAGUAUUUGAUGAAAAUCUGAGUUGGUAUUUAGAUGAUAAUAUUAAUAAAUUUAUAGAAAACCCUGAAGGAGUUGAUAAAGAAGAUGAGGAUUUUCAAGAGUCCAAUAAGAUGCAUU
Molecule: messenger RNA, 644 nt
Organism: Python bivittatus (Burmese python)
Lineage: Eukaryota; Metazoa; Chordata; Lepidosauria; Squamata; Pythonidae
Source: RefSeq, a predicted model, not a curated record